AUGCCGGUCUUGUUGGUCAGUGUUGCCUUAGGCGGGACAUUUCUUCUUGCCAGACGUCGGACAGAUAUGACAACAGCAAGUCGUAUUUCUCCGCGGGACAUGCAAUAUUUGUGUGAAGGAAGCAGCAACUUGUUGUGCAAAGCAAAGUCGGACGGCUAUGUUUUGCAGUUCAAGAAGGAUGUGUGUAAAGACAGGACUUCUCAGAUGAUUGAUUUGGAAAGACACAGGCUUAUGCAGCAGUUUUUGGCUCGCUGGUUUGCAGGUUCGAACGUGAGUGUACCAGAGAUUUUGAGUGUCCCGGCCAGUGAUGUUCGUGCUGUGGAUGCUCACAUACUUGCAUCUCGCUCCAAGGCAGUUCGCAAAGAGCGUUUGGAUGUUGGUUCAGAUAUCAGAGUAAUGUUGCUCCGCAGAGAAGACUUGUUAAGCCCAGCAUGCGUGUCGCUAGAGGUCACUCCCGGGUGUGGCUUGCAAGAGCUUCAAGGAAUACCAUCAAGACACUGCAUGAUGUAUUCAGAAAGCCUAUUGAACCCGACUCAGAUGCAGAACGAUCCCAAUUUGCAAGUUUUUUCGGCGGAUAUGGCAGAACGUUCUGCCGGACUUGCAGCAUCGUUGAGAGAGAAGAGCGACCAACAUUGCCUUCGUACAGAGAUGUUUGGAGCUGAUGGAGCAUGUUUUGGACUUGCAGGAAGUGCAAGAGGGGAUGUAGAAAAGUUCCUUCAACAGGUUGGCCUCUCUGUGGAAGAGAUUUCCAAGCUAGGUGCACAAGCGAUAAGACCUGUCCUGGCACCUCUCCAAAAGCUGCAGGCGUUUGCGGCAGGUAAUGCAGAGAAGUAUGCCGCGGAGGUCUUCGCUGCUUUGCACAAUCAAGGUGGUCAAGCUGCUGUGGAUGAUCUACUGGAUGGCCUCAAUGAUGCAAAGCUCAUCGAGGCUGUGGUAGGCAAGGCUAGAGCUCAACGAUCGAGUCCAAACGCAAUCAGGGUGCAGCAAGAGCAGGAAGCAGUGAAGUUGCUCUCCCACAAAUGGAAGUCAUACCAGGUUGAAGAAGCCAAGCGCUGGUUACUGCGCUUUCUUCUCGGGCGUGCAUCCUUCCAGGCAAAAGUGCUUCUCAACUUCUAUCAGGAAUCUCAAGGACAGACCGGACCUUGGGCAGAACAAAGGUUUCAGCGUGCAUCCGAGCUGCUUCCAAAAGAAGGUUGGACUUCUGGAUGGUGGGUUAGAGCUACGCUUGUGGGGAUUGAACUCAACCUCGACGAGAUAGCAAGGAGCAGCGCAGAGCUGGAGACCUUGGUCGCCAAAUACAAAGAGGUCUCACCAAGGCCAUCAUAG
Messenger RNA from Durusdinium trenchii, 1326 nucleotides. NCBI's taxonomy places the organism in Eukaryota, Dinophyceae, Suessiales, Symbiodiniaceae. The record is from the annotation of a GenBank genome assembly.